GCGCGCCGCGAUGGAGCACUCAUAAGUCGCUCGCCCGCUCUAAACCCAUGGACGCCCUCGCCGCGGAGAUCGCGAAAAAGAAGGCCCAGCUCGGCGGCGCCGGCGGCGCGAAGCGGCGCUGGGUCAAGACGGCGGACCUCGACCAGCAGCGGCGCCAGGCCGUCGAGGACGCCGCGGCGGGCAAGCGCGCGCGGAGCGACGCGCCGCCCCCGGCCGCGGCGCCCCGCGCGCGGGCGGGCAGCGUCGGCGAGGCGGACACGGCCGCGGCGAAGGUCGCCGGCCGCCUCGCGGUCCUCAAGGACCUGUCGCGCGACGACAUCUUCGCGCGGCUCCGCGCCUUGGGCGAGCCCGUGACGACCUUCGGCGAGGCCGACGGCGACCGCACGCGGCGCCUGGCGGCCCUCGAGGCGAGCGCGACGGGCGCCGACGAGGACGACUACCGCCUCGGCGGCGCCUACGCGAUCCGCAACACGUUCCUGAAGACGAACGCGGCGGGCACGCCGCGGGCGCGGCCCGAGGACGACGACGCGAGCGACGACUCCGGCGACGAGGACGAGUCGCCGGAGAAGGCGCCCGCGGCGGCGCGCGGCGCGGAGGCGAAGCCGCCGAGCGACUUCAAGAAGAUCCGGCGCUGGAUCCGGCGGCACCUGAAGUCGUGGGAAGCGACGCUCGUCGCGCGCGCGGACGCGGCGAAGCGCGCGCCCCAGGGCCGCGUGGAGACCAAGACCUACAAGCAGUGCAAGGACUACAUCCGGCCGCUGGUGAAGCUCUGCAAGAAGCGCGAGCUCAACGCGGGCCUCAAGGCGGCGCUCGUCGAGAUGAUCGACUUCUGCGAGGCGGGCGAGUUCGUCAAGGCCAACGACGCCUACAUCCUCGUCGCCAUCGGCAACAGCGCCUGGCCCAUCGGCGUCACGUCCGUCGGCAUCCACACGCGCACGGCCCGCGAGAACGUCGAGCAGAAGAACGUCGCCCACGUCAUGAACAACGAGAUGCAGCGCAAGUACCUCACGUCCAUGAAGCGCCUCAUGAAGUUCGCCCAGGACCAGCGGCCCGACGUCGCGCCCUCGAAGAAGGUGACGUAAGAGUCUAGAGGG
Molecule: messenger RNA, 1094 nt
Organism: Aureococcus anophagefferens
Lineage: Eukaryota; Pelagophyceae; Pelagomonadales; Pelagomonadaceae
Exons: 1
Coding region: 48-1082 (344 amino acids)
Biological process (GO): RNA splicing; generation of catalytic spliceosome for second transesterification step
Cellular component (GO): U4/U6 x U5 tri-snRNP complex; U2-type post-spliceosomal complex; U5 snRNP
Source: RefSeq, a predicted model, not a curated record